This is a messenger RNA of Solanum lycopersicum (tomato), 1098 nucleotides long. It is a transcript of the gene ERF-C10, whose product is annotated as ethylene response factor C.10. The record is from RefSeq and is a predicted model, not a curated record. Gene Ontology annotation, biological process: regulation of DNA-templated transcription; ethylene-activated signaling pathway. Lineage: Eukaryota; Viridiplantae; Streptophyta; Magnoliopsida; Solanales; Solanaceae. Gene Ontology annotation, molecular function: DNA binding; DNA-binding transcription factor activity.
CAAUGUAGAUUUUCUUUGUGGGCCCUUCCUACUUAUAUGGAUAUAAAAAGAGGAUCAAGCCUCAACUUCUCCCCAUAAUGGUCUAUUACUAAAACAAGGUAGUCACCUACUUCUUUUCAAAUCUUUCUUGAAAAAUAAAAAAACAAGAGAGGACACAAAUGAAUUCUUCUUCUAAUUUUCUAUACAAUCUCAAUUUCAACACCUCUUCCCUUCCAUUCAACAUAAAUGACUCGGACGAGAUGUUGCUCUAUGACCUUCUCGCACAAGCUGACUCAGACACUACCACCUUAAUAACAAAUAGUACAACCAUGGCCAAGCCAACACCUUCAUCAAAGGAAAAGAAUUAUAGAGGUGUUAGGCGUCGGCCAUGGGGAAAAUUUGCGGCGGAGAUUAGAGAUUCAACUAGAAAUGGAAUUAGGGUAUGGCUAGGGACAUUUGAUAGUGCUGAAGAUGCUGCUUUAGCAUAUGAUCAAGCUGCUUUUUCAAUGAGGGGUACAAGUGCAAUCUUGAAUUUUUCAGUUGAAAGAGUUGUUGAAUCUCUACAUGAAAUGAAAUUUCAUGUUGAAGAAGGUUGUUCACCUAUUGUGUCUCUCAAGAUGAGACAUUCUAUGAGGAAGAGGAAAUUCAACAAGAAAAAUAAAGUAAGUAGGGAAGUUGUAAAAGAUGAUAGUAAUUAUAAUGUUAAUAUUGUAGUGUUUGAAGAUUUGGGUGUUGAUUAUUUGGAACAACUUUUGGGUUCAAGUGAUCAUAGUAAUAGUAGUAAUGAUGAUCGCGGAUCGUGGUGGGAUGAAUAAGAUCUCCUCACUUUUUUAUUAACUAGAGAAUUUGAGUUCAAGUUGUGAUAUGAAGUGUGGGAACCUGAAUUCCUUAUAUGGCUUGAUCAAGAUCCAUUUAACAUGAUAUAGAUCUGAAUUUAUAAUUGACGUCCCAAAAGAGAGUAUUGUAGAUGGGUUGAAAAAUAAAAAUAAAUAGGUCCAUAUUUUUACAUCAAUCUCUACCCUACUUUAAUUGGAGAUCAGUUUGUAGAUUUUUCUUUUUGUGGAGAUUUUUAGUGAUGAUGACACGUUAUUGUCUGUAACUUCACAGUGAUAUAGGUAU